This is a messenger RNA of Setaria italica (foxtail millet), 2512 nucleotides long. Its product is annotated as myb-related protein 306. The transcript has a single exon. The record is from RefSeq and is a predicted model, not a curated record. The coding region runs from base 963 to 1925 and encodes 320 amino acids. Gene Ontology annotation, biological process: response to auxin. Lineage: Eukaryota; Viridiplantae; Streptophyta; Magnoliopsida; Poales; Poaceae.
AGUACAUCAGGCAUGUACCAAUAAUCAGUACGUGUAUAGGAGUACUCUUGUCUACUCCAUCCAUCAGAUAUCUCUUGCUCGCAUCAUUGCGUGAUCUAUGAUCUACCAGGUCAUAUCAAGAGGUGACGAAAUGGUAAAUCCACGCUUGCUUAGCUUGUUCUGUACAUGGACUGAGAGAGACAGAUGGAGUAGCAAUUAACCCCUGGAAUUUGACUCGGAAGCCAUUCAUCCAUCGCCAAUUCGCCAUACAGAUCGACGCCAAGUCAGAACGGAAGGACCGACGUCGAAAUGGUAUAAAAAGCUAAGUAACCCCUGGCAUUUGUGCUUUCGCUAACGAUCGAGUAUUCGAUUGGUAGAGUGAUGUUACAUCCUGUGCCUCCAGUCACUACCGUCCGUCCGUGUGAUGACCCUGCCCGCAGCUGAGCAUUGUAUAUCUUUUUCCAGCAAGUUGUGUUGUGCUGCAACAAUACGACUUGCUCAACGUAAUAGUAGACGCUAGUAAUUAUUUUGGGGACGACUAUCUGAAAUCAGAACAAAAAAAAGGGGAAUAUCUAUCUGAUGAUGCGCAUGCAUUAGCUCUUGUGCAGUAAGUGACACUAGUCGUAGCUCCUGCUGAGCUUUGACUCUCGAUCUGACUGGAUCAAUUCACUGUGCCAAAUCCACAUGCAGCGAUAACUCUGCCAUUUGACUUUGCUGUGAGCUGCGUAUGGUAGUAUAGAGCGUCAGGAACUGACUCAUCCCACUGACUUUGCUCUAAGCUUUCGAGUCAUUGCUAGCUGCCCUGUGCCUCUGGACCCUCCUGCGGAUAUAAAUAGACGCACACGCCCCUCCUGUCCUUCGUAGUACACUACACCUUUGUACUACUCACCAACACUCGUCCACGCGUGCUAUCGGCAAAGCUUAAAAACCUCUAUACUCUUGAUCGACUGUUGCUGGCCAGCCGGCCGGCGGCGAUUUGAUCCAUGGGGCGGCCGCCGUGCUGCGACAAGGAGGGGGUGAAGAAGGGGCCGUGGACGCCGGAGGAGGACCUCGUCCUGGUCUCCUACGUCCAGGAGCACGGCCCGGGCAACUGGCGCGCCGUCCCUGCCAGCACGGGGCUGAUGCGCUGCAGCAAGAGCUGCCGCCUCCGCUGGACCAACUACCUCCGCCCGGGCAUCCGCCGCGGCGGCUUCUCCGGCGAGGAGGACCGCCUCAUCGCCCACCUCCAGGCGCUCCUCGGCAACCGCUGGGCCGCCAUCGCAUCCUACCUCCCCGACCGCACCGACAACGACGUCAAGAACUACUGGAACACGCACCUCAAGAAGAAGCUGCUCCUCCUCCAGCAGCAGCAGAAGAUGCAGCAGCGCGCCUCCGCCGCCCUCUCGACGCCGCCGCCGCCGCCGCACAAGGGGCAGUGGGAGCUCAAGCUGCAGACCGACAUCGACCUCGCCAGGCGCGCCCUGCGCGACGCGCUCUCCUGCAGCCCGCCGGCGCCGGCGCCGGGGACGACGACGACCAGCGGCCACGGCGGCACGGGCCCCGCGCCACCGCCGUUGAUCGCAGAGCCGGCGGCGGCACUGGCACAGGCGUACGCGCUCACCGCGCGCGACGUCCCCGGCGUGCUGGACGGGUGGUCGCCGCGGGCCGGGAAGAACGGCCGCAGCGGCCCGGCGACGCCGCCGCCACCCGUCGCCGCGGAGAGCGCGUCCGGAUCGACGUCGGAGCUGACGGAGUGCUCCGCCUCCGUUUCCAGCGCGUCUGAUAAACGCGCCGCGCCGGUGGCUGGCCAGCUGUUCGCGCGCGAGGAGGAGAAGGCGGCGGCGGACGGGGAGGUGCCACCGCUGUCGGAGAUCGAGUCGUGGUUGCUGGAGGACGGCGGCGGCGAGCAGAAGCCGGUGCUGGACGGCCUCCUGCUCGAUGCGGCCCUGCGUAAUUUCGGCUUCUAAAUUUGUUGGACUUUGUUUUUGAAAUUUUUUUUGCCUAUGUGAAGCUGUUGUUCUUGUGUCAUCCGAUCCGUACGAGAGGUACGCACGCUGAUGGCGAUUUGCUCGCUGCAUGAAGCGAGCGAGUAGUGGGUGAUCGUUAACUAUGAAAAACGAAGCUCAAAUGUUACCUGAUGUUCACUCACAAGUCACAUGUGCGCACCCGAUAGCGAGGAAUCAUACACGGAGUAUGACUUUGAGGCCAGGUAUAUGGUUGGAGCCCUCAAAGUCCGGUAGGGCUGAAAGGAAGACGGCCGUGAUGGGAAGCGGGCUCUGGCGGCGAUUGUGAUGCCGUGAUGGUUUUACACCACUUCUCAAUCAAAUUUUGUUGUGGAGAGCAUUCAUAAAAGUUGCUCGGUUUCAUUAGAUAGAGACGAGAAUGGAACCCGUGCGUGCCCGCCAAGCCCUCUGAAAUUUCGUCACGAGGUGCUUUGUUCCGUUGGCUUCCAUCUUGUUGAUCGACGUUCACGUAUCUGCAUCCGGUUCAGUGGUUUCUUCAUUUCCUGUAGAUUUCACGAUUAUUAUAAAAACUUUGUGUGUUUGGUGGUUAA